This is a messenger RNA of Alternaria postmessia, 1656 nucleotides long. RefSeq lists its product as uncharacterized. The record is from RefSeq and is a predicted model, not a curated record. Gene Ontology annotation, molecular function: ATP binding; ABC-type transporter activity; ATP hydrolysis activity. NCBI's taxonomy places the organism in Eukaryota, Fungi, Ascomycota, Dothideomycetes, Pleosporales, Pleosporaceae. The transcript has 4 exons. Gene Ontology annotation, cellular component: membrane. The coding region runs from base 1 to 1656 and encodes 551 amino acids.
AUGUCAUCAUCUAGUACCACAAGAGACGUUGAGAAAGGCAAUGCAGGCUCAGACUAUGCGCAUCUAAGCAAUGAUGAAGUGAAGAGCUUCAGUUGGGAAGAUGUCACGGUCACAGUCAAAGACAGGGUGUCGAAAGAGCCAAUUGAUCUUCUUUCCAACGUUAGCGGAAUGAUUGAAGCAGGCGAGAUGAUGGCUCUGAUGGGUCCCAGUAACUUCAGUGGCUCUGGAAAAACUACCCUCCUCAACAUCCUUGCCCACCGCGCCGCGAUACCUAAAGCCACCAUUCAACAAACCCUCCGCAUCAACGGUGCCCCAACAGCACUAUCGUCGUUUCGCAAAAUGAGUUCUUACGUCGAGCAGGAAGACGCUCUGAUCGGCUCCCUCACCGUCCGCGAAACACUCUACUUCGCCGCUCAACUCGCACUCCCAAGUUCCGUACCAGCAGCUUCCCGCAAGGCCCUUAUAACUUCUCUCCUGUCAUCCUUCGGCCUCACCGCCCAAGCCGAUACACUGAUCGGUACGCCCAUCCGCAAGGGUGUGUCUGGCGGUCAGAAAAGACGUGUCAGCGUCGCCAGUCAACUGAUCACGUCCCCAAAGAUACUCUUCCUCGACGAACCGACAAGUGGACUUGACUCUGCGGCUAGCUACGAAGUCAUCAAGUUCGUUCAGGGUAUCGCGAAGAAGUACAAGAUCUUGGUGAUUGCGUCCAUUCAUCAGCCGAGUACUGCGACCUUUGGGUUGUUUGACAAGCUGAUGUUGUUGAGCCGGGGGAAGUGCGUUUACAAUGGCGAGGUUGAGGGAGUCAAGGAGUGGUUCGAGGGACUGGGAUAUGAGAUGCCGUUGUACACUAAUCCAGCCGAGUUUGUUAUCGACCUGAUCAACACUGAUUUCUCCCAAGACGACACCGCCGCAUCGCAACGCCUCUCCCAUCUCCACACUUCCUGGGCCACAUCCCCUGCAGCAGCAACACUGUCCGCAAACCUCCGCGUCGCCGCCAAAAUGCCAUCCAGUUCCCCCCAAUCCUCUGCGCCCACUUCUUCCAGCACACGCGUAUCUGCUCUCUCAACCCUCUUACCCCUGGUCCACCGCUCUUUCAUCAAAUCCCACCGCGAUAUCGUCGCGUACGGCAUCCGAAUAGCCAUGUAUCUCGGUCUGGCUAUCAUGAUGGGCACAGUCUGGCUGCGACUCUCUCCCACCCAAUCCAACAUCCAAGCAUUUACCAACGCUAUUUUCUUCGGUGGCGCCUUCAUGUCCUUCAUGGCCGUCGCUUAUAUCCCCGCGUACCUCGAAGACCUCGCUAUUUACUCCAAAGAACGCGCGAAUGGGCUUUACGGACCUACGGCGUUCAUGCUGGCUAAUUUUAUCGUGGGAAUUCCGUACCUCUUCCUCAUCACCGUGCUGUUCAGCGUGGUGAGUUAUUGGCUAGGGGGUUUCAGACCGAGUGCAGAGGGGUUUUGGAUGUGGGUACUUUGGCUGUUCCUGGACCUGCUGGCUGCAGAGUCUUUGGUGGUGUUGCUUUCGAGCCUCAUUCCUAUAUUCGUUGUGGCACUUGCUGCCACGGCGUUUGCGAAUGGGCUUUGGAUGUGCGUGAAUGGGUUCAUGGUGCAGCCCGAUACGCUGAAUGUAUUUUGGAGGCGUAUGUAUUCCGCGGGAUGA